Messenger RNA from Colletotrichum abscissum, 729 nucleotides. RefSeq lists its product as uncharacterized. The transcript is spliced from 4 exons. NCBI's taxonomy places the organism in Eukaryota, Fungi, Ascomycota, Sordariomycetes, Glomerellales, Glomerellaceae. The coding region runs from base 1 to 729 and encodes 242 amino acids. The record is from RefSeq and is a predicted model, not a curated record.
AUGCCCUCGUCUUGCGUCAAGCAUCUUGUGUUGAUUUACGCAACAGACUCCCUGGAGGACCGUUAUGAUAUCGUUCGUGGUAAUGCCAGCAUAGCCCUUGUCCGGCAUCGCAAGAACAGCACAGUCGCGGUGUCGCGCUCGACUCGACUAGGCAAUUUGGAUCUCGUCCACCACAUUUCCCAUCCUAACAUUGCCACAAUCCAUGCCAUAUUUCUGAACGAGAAGAAGAGUUACGUCAUUUACGAACAUCUCGAAGUAGACUUAGCGAGCCUUUUCUUAACGACAGAAGUGGAACUAGCAUCCGCCUUAUCCCAGCUGCUCGAUGGUAUUCAGCAUCUGCUCGCCAACGGCGUCCCGUUCUCUGCAGACAGCGUGCAAGUCUCCCUGUCCGGAAUCGUGAAGAUAGUGUUGAACAUCGGCUUUCGACCUUGUGAUAAUUUGGUGGUGGAUCAGCACUAUUGGGCCACUGUCUGUACCGAUAACGUAAAUCCGGAAAGGCGGCCUCUCAUGAGCUACCGUGAGUUAGAGUUCUUUUCGAUGCUUAAACGCGGAACACUACCGAAUCGAUAUCACCGCUUUUUGCAUCAAUCGCAGGGGCCCCGAGGCUUGAUAGCUUUGGUGGGCCAAGCAUUGCAAGUAAAACAAGCCGCGGUACUUGCGCCCAAACCACGUAACAGUGUGCCUGACAGUCUACAUCAAAGACUCUCAAUCGGAAACGCUGGUCUUUAG